Cucurbita pepo subsp. pepo (vegetable marrow) is the source of this 741-nucleotide messenger RNA. Lineage: Eukaryota; Viridiplantae; Streptophyta; Magnoliopsida; Cucurbitales; Cucurbitaceae. The record is from RefSeq and is a predicted model, not a curated record.
AUGUCAUGGGAAAUUUUGAAUCUAGUUUUUCCGUUGUUGGAAGACGUGGACCUUGGUUCAUGCAUGGCAGUAUCCAGAGAGUGGAGAGACGCAGCUCGAGAUGAUUACUUUUGGAAAUGCUUGUGCAUUAAGAGGUGGCCUUCAACUUACAAAAUGUCUAAUUUUCCGACGGGGACAUACUAUAAACUAUAUCGAAAUUCUUACCAAUGUUCCAAUAGUCGACGUCUUCUCUCUCCUCGACUUUCGUUUGAUGAUUUAGAGUUUUUUAUUGACAUUUGGAGCGAAGGCAAAUUAGUCUUCUCAAAGGUGGUUCCGGGUAAAGUCCUCCAAGAUGGUGUUAAGAACCCAACGCCUCGUACGGUUAAUGUGCUUAGUUAUCUAUUAGAAGGCCCGGGGUUCAAGAUGACUCUAGCAGUUGAGCCAGGGUUCUCAAUUCCUAUGUGUGAUACGAUCGGUGUAUCCGUGAUGGUGGGAUACAAGGAUUCUAGUAAAGUUGCUCAAAUAGUCAAUAAAUCUAUAUUCGAUUACGUCAAUCAAACAUCUUGCAGUGCAUUUUAUUUUGACUACCUUAAUUCUCCACAUCUCUACCCUCUUGCGUCCGGGAUUCGAGUAUGCAUCUCAUUUCUUUUCUUGGACAAUGGAAAUGGUGGUGUAGCUGAACUUUCUAGAAUAGUAAUGGAUUUCAGUGACGUUGCAAACACAAAGGAGGAGGUAUUAUGUUUUUUGGACUGGCUCGAUUGA